GUUCAUUCAGCUCACUGAAACGCGUAUCGGAAACGUUGUAAGUAAACGCUAUGGCAGCUCCCGAACUGCGCCUCAAUCAUACCAUCUACAUCAACAACCUGAACGAGAAGAUUAAGAAAGAUGAACUGAAGAAGUCUCUAUAUGCCAUAUUCUCCCAGUUUGGGCAGAUUCUAGAUAUCUUAGUCUCUCGCAUCGUCAAGAUGAGGGGACAAGCCUUCGUGAUUUUCAAAGAGGUCAACAGUGCGUCCAAUGCUCUGCGCUCCAUGCAGGGAUUCCCUUUUUAUGACAAACCAAUGCGUAUUCAGUAUGCGAAAACAGACUCGGACAUAAUUGCCAAAAUGAAGGGUACUUAUGUAGAGCGUGACCGUAAGAAGGAGAAAAAGAAGACCAAGGGCCCUGAGGCUGGUGCAGGGAAGAAGGGCGUGGCUGCGGCUGCCCCGGCAAUGGGCCCAGGGGUACCAGCUGCCAUGCCGGGCAUGCCACCCAUGAGUCAGGCUCCUCGUAUGAUGCCCAUGCCAGGACAGCCACCUUAUAUGCCGCCUCCUGGCAUGAUGCCACCUCCCGGCAUGGCUCCAGGACAGAUGCCUCCAGGUGCUAUGCCACCUGGACAGAUGAUGCCAGGACAGAUGCCAGGGCAAAUGCCGCAUGCACAGCAGGUUUCAGAGAACCCACCAAACCAUAUCCUGUUUCUCACCAACCUGCCAGAGGAGACCAACGAACUUAUGCUGUCCAUGCUUUUCAAUCAGUUCCCAGGGUUCAAAGAGGUACGUCUUGUCCCUGGUCGGCACGACAUCGCCUUCGUGGAGUUUGAUAAUGAGGUGCAGGCAGGUGCAGCGCGGGAAGCACUGCAGGGUUUCAAGAUCACUCAGAACAAUGCUAUGAAGAUCUCCUUCGCCAAGAAAUAGUCUUCCUCUUUUUUCUUUUUUUUUCCCUCAUGCAAACACACACACACAUCUGCCCCUCAGAAUGCAACACACAAAAGACUUGAUCCUUACCAGACCGGUUCUAAAAAUCUAAAACACUCUGUUUGCUGAAACUGUUGUGAACAUGUCUUAUAGAUGGCACCCAGUGUAUUGACUCAUCUGUGAGCUGAGGUGUUGAGAGCUAAAUGAAGUGCAGUCAUUUGAAGGCAUCCUUGGAAUAGCCUCAGGUAUGACAGUGCAGUGUUUGCAGUCAUGGCCGUAUGAGUGUGUGUUUGUAUAAUCACAGCCAAAGGUAAGGAACACUCUUUGGUUUCUUGUGAGAUACAGCGAGGAAUUUUAGUUUGUGAAGUUUAGAGGUUAAC
Molecule: messenger RNA, 1285 nt
Organism: Chanos chanos (milkfish)
Lineage: Eukaryota; Metazoa; Chordata; Actinopteri; Gonorynchiformes; Chanidae
Gene: snrpa
Product: small nuclear ribonucleoprotein polypeptide A
Exons: 7
Coding region: 51-905 (284 amino acids)
Molecular function (GO): RNA binding
Source: RefSeq, a predicted model, not a curated record